This is a messenger RNA of Orbicella faveolata, 1473 nucleotides long. Its product is annotated as nucleobindin-2-like. Lineage: Eukaryota; Metazoa; Cnidaria; Anthozoa; Scleractinia; Merulinidae. The record is from RefSeq and is a predicted model, not a curated record.
GAAACUUUUGUUACACCCUGAUGUAACUCAUUUCGUUUAUAACAUUCAUUCGGUAUAUGAAGUCAUCCAAGCCCAUUUAUUACAAUAUAGUGAAUUUUUUUAAAAUAUUACAAUGUUAAAUAGCUCGGGGUGGACAUUGGGUGAGAGAGGACUAGGACCGAAGUUAGUUUGAGCAGCUGUCCAUGUGACUGCACCACCGGACGCUUAUUGUGCCACGUCUCAGAAAGAAGCGGUUAUCCCCAGUUGAAUUGAGUUUUUGUGUCUAGAAGUGUUUGUAGAGUCGUCCGAUCUCCGUAGAAAAGGUACAAGAACCAAAGAUACGUUUGAUUUCUGGGCCAAACUUUCCGAAAUGUGGCAGAAGUACGGCCUUCUUUGUUGCUUUGUGAUCGCGUUCGCUGUUCUUUGCGUGGCUCCUCCAGUUCGGAAAGACAGAAAGAAGGCAGACAACGAAUCGGAAGGGAAAGGCGAUCCAGAGUAUGCUAGAUAUCUGAAACAAGUGAUUGAAAUUUUAGAAAAUGAUGAUGACUACGUCAAAAGAUUACUAAACGCUUCUGACGAAGAACUAAGAACUGGGCGAGUGGCCGAUGACAUAGACCUUGUAAAACAUGAUGUAAGGACCAAGCUAGAUGAACUAAAACGACAGGAAGUGGAAAGACAACGAAUGAUACGACGACAAAUGAACGAUCACUUGAAUGGGCUGAAGGAAAGGGAGUAUUGGAAUCCGCUGUUUGAUGACGAUAAUCCCAAUUUCUUUGGGCCUGAGGAUUUUAAAAAGCUACUGAGGAAGGUAAGGCUCUCAAAUUAAGAAAAUUUGAAUUUGUCUCUUUUUCAACUUUUCAAGGGGAAGUGAAAGCUGUGCCGGUAAAUCCUGAUGAUUUGUUCAAAUAAAAUUUAUUGGGAAAACACAGGGGUAUCUUACCACAUCUGUGUAAACGUGAAAUGUCUUACAUGAAAGGAAACCAAGAUUUUUUUUUUGACAUCAACGCUUACGUUUACAUGUACGUAUCCAGCACUGUCUCAGCCCACUUUAUGAAAUAACAUAUUAUUGUUACUUUUUCAGUUUGAAUAAAUUUGUCAGCAUGCUAGCCUGAUUCUCAGACAGUCCAAGGUUGCUUGUGCAGACUCCCUCCUAUUCAACUGGGUAAAUUAUAGGAGAGAGGAGAGAGUCUGGGUGAGCAAUGUUAGACUGUCUGGGAAUCAUGCUAUUAGAAUGCAGAAUUCUAUAGAAGUUUCUGUUAACUUCAAUUUUGACUGGUAUACUUGUUACACAAUGACAUAAUACAAAAAAAGAUUCUGCUCUUUCAAUUUUCCAACUCUCACAAAUCAGCCAUAAGGUUUUUCAAGAGUCUCCAAAAGGCAAGCCAAGCUAACGCGGUUUCGUGAUGUCAUUCUGUGCGAGAGUUUUUGUCCAAAUGGCUUCCGACAAGUCUUUUAACUACCACUCUGGGAUAUGGCUGCUCUUGAGCCAUAUUA